UUAUACUGCUGACUGUGUUGCCUACUGACUCCUGUGCGCUCCCACUGGCUGCUCACAUCUCCUCUUGUGGGGAAAGGGCGGCCCAGAAAGCAGUAGCCCGUUCCUUCCUUUGUUAUGCUCACUUUAGGAGAAGGGGGGGGGGGGGGCUGUAUUUACUUUCUUUUUAUUCGCUAGAUUAGAAUCCCUUACAUAGACCAUUUUCACACUAGGAACGCUUUCGUUUCCGUCAGCCAAUGUUUACACUCGGCAGAAUUUUCCUGGAGGAAAGGCUCGGAUGUCCCAUAAUGCAACGGGCGAUGACUUAUCGGCGAUGACUGCUGCUCGGGAGUAACUAUUUCAUUGCCAGGAGUGCAGUUUAACCACUCAGGGUCAGAGAAGCAGGCGGAGAGGGGUUGUAUAAGUGUCUGGCACAGAAGCUGCAUGGGCGCAGGGGUGCUGCGCAACUGUUGCGGGUCUGUGCUCAACACUCGUUCUCAGAAGGCCUUAUAUUCAUUUGUCUGAGACUGACUGUCUUCGGAGGAGUCUGCAGUAUGGAAGAUAACAGACCUAUAAUUUCUCAGAACAGUGAUGGCAGUGACUUUCCAUUGCCAAAUCUAGCACCGAGGCAUCAAGAACUCAUUCCUACUCCAUUUGGCCCUAUCAAGCCCUGGGCAGAGUUAACAUGGCCAAUAAAGACUUACUUUAUUCUUGCUAUACUUUCUCUGCUUUGUGUACUGGGCCUCACCAUCUCUAACUUGGUGAAACAAAACAAUGAAGACUUUACGGUGUCUCUUAUACAGCUAAUAGGAAUACUGUUCUGUAUCUAUUAUGUGACACGGGGCAUUCUGCAGGAGAAUCGCCAGGAGCUUAUUGUCUUCAUUCUCUCCAUAUUGCUGGAAAUGAUACGCGCUAUUGUAAACUUCAGCGUACUCCCAAAAGAAGCCAAAGUGGAAAUACAGCCAAGAUUUAUUGUGAUUAUGCUGGUUGGACUGUUUCAUGUCAUGUGCUCCUUGAGCCUGGUGCUGGGACAGAAUAUGAUGGCUUUCCGAGUGGGAGGUGCGCUUGAAAGCUUGCAGCUACAAUAUGUCAUGUUGAGCCUCUGUUUUUCAUUGCUCACGUUUGACCUACAGGCUCAGCUUUGUCUUUCAGUUUUGAUUUCUUUUUCUGGCUUGUUCAAAAUCUCCACCGUUCAUAGCAUCAUCUUGGGAAUUGGUAUAUUCUGGGCCUGCUUGAAGGUUUCUAUUGGCAUCAUUGCUAUUCUGAAAGAACUAAAACCACUGGUCUGGAUCUUUCUGCUGCAAAACAUCCCUGAAAUAGCCUAUCUUGUGUAUCUCAUUUACACGGUGGUAACAGAGUGGGCACAGCCUUUCACCCUGGAAGCUGCGGCUGUGACUGGCUCAUGUAUUUCUGUGCUGAUUAAAUCCAUCCUGUUUUGGUCCUUGUUCCGUGUGUAUCGCAGUUUUGGCCAAGGGCUGAGAGAGAGAAUGUUUUCAUCGUAUGGAAGAAUCGACUCAUGAGAAGUAUUGCCCUGAGAUCCCUCAAGAUUGUCUUGAGAUUUGAAUAGCUGCCUAGUGGGAGAAAGGAUGAUUAUUUCUCGGCUACUUGUAACACUGCCAGCGUUUGAAUGGACACGACUUUGUUGCUGAGCAGCGCCCUACAUGAUCUUACUAGGAAUAAAGGGAAUAUUCAUGCCUCUAGUCACCAUGAUCCCUGCCAUGGCUAAAUCUUGUAGCACAGACCCAAAGUUUUCUAGCUUUCUUCAAGACAUUCCCUUCACCCCAGGUGGAAUAAUGUAGUACAAGGUCGGCCAAAUCAUGGCUACAUGAGUAUCCAGCCAAGAACUUGGUUUUGUAGCCACAGCAAGCUCACAUUCAUUGAAAGAUUCUCAGAAAGUUUGACACCAGGAAUAGACUUCAUUAUUAAACAAUAUAUAUAUAUAUAUAUAUAUAUAUAUAUAUAU
This is a messenger RNA of Xenopus laevis (African clawed frog), 1939 nucleotides long. RefSeq lists its product as uncharacterized. NCBI's taxonomy places the organism in Eukaryota, Metazoa, Chordata, Amphibia, Anura, Pipidae. The transcript is spliced from 9 exons. Bases 531 to 1496 code for a protein of 321 amino acids. The record is from RefSeq and is a predicted model, not a curated record.